AUGCCCGCCCAGAAGCGCCCGCCCCCGCCACCCUCGCCCUCCCCCUCCGCGGCCCCGGGCGCCGGCUCGCCCCCUCCCGCGUCUCCGCCGCCGCCGCCGACGGCCGAGCCCGCGGAGAAGAAGCCCAAGCUGGAGGAGAACGGCAGCGCCGGCGCCGGCGCCGAAGCCAACGGCAACGCCAACGAUUCCGGCGCGAAGGCGGCGGCGGCGGCGGCUGCGGCGGAGUCGUCGGAGUCUGAGUCGGAGGACGCGGACGCCGCAAAACAGGAGUUUGUACCAGUAAAAUUGCCGGAUGUACGCAAAGAAGUGCAGUGUCCCAUAUGCUUAGGCAUCAUCCGGAAGACUAGAACAGUUAUGGAGUGCCUGCACCGGUUCUGUAGGGAAUGCAUUGACAAAUCCAUGCGACUUGGGAACAACGAGUGCCCAGCAUGCCGCACACACUGUGCGAGUCGGCGUUCUCUGAGAGAUGAUCCGAACUAUGAUGCCUUGAUUGCAGCUCUAUAUCCAGACAUUGACAAAUAUGAAGAAGAGGAGCUAGCGUUCAACGAAGAGGAGAAUGACCGCAACAAGCAGAUUCAAGCAUCCAUUGCUGAGGCUUUUCGGAAACAAUCAGAAGUUAUUGGGCGGAAGUCUACCACCAAAGCUACUGCUGCUGCAUUCGUAAGAAGAUCACGCCGUAACAUUCGGCCUAAUGGGCAGAAUACCUAUUUCCGUGGCCGAGGAAGAGCCAGUUCCGAUGAUGUUGCUCUGGCCUGUUCUGAAGAUGAAGAGGAUGGAAACGGUGAAAAUGGUAGCAAAGAGGCCUCAUCUGCUGAGGAGAGUUCCCCAGAGAAAAAGCAGAAACGACUGCCAAAAUGGCCAACACCACGUUCUUCACCUGCCCGAGGAGCAUGCAAUGACGAGCUUGCUUCUGAUGAAAAGGAUGAUGUGGGAAUAUCCAGGGAAAAUUUUAGCACAUCUCCUCUACGAGCAUGGGGAAAGAAUGGCACUCGCAGUCAGACUCGCCACAGUAGCUUCAGUGGUUCAAAUGGUAGGAUGGUCAAGGGUGGGCGCAUGAUCAAGUUGGUUGAGUGCUUGCGAAAUUCUGACGACAAUGACGGCGAGCGUGAUGUGCAUCUUUGUCUGCUUCCACUUGAUGGACAAACGGCACCAAAUCUGGAGAAGUCAUAUCUGUGUUGCGGCCCAACUCUCUCCAUCAAACAACUUUGUCAGUUUGUCGCCAGUCAGACAUCUCACAAAGAUGAAGAAGUUGAGAUGUAUGUGCUGAAGCCUUCUUAUAGCAAUCCUGUCAGCACUAAUCCAUCUGGUCUUGACAAAGCAAGGCUCGCAGGGGAGGAAUGCCUUUCAGACUUGCGCUCCUCGUUCACAUUUCCUAAUGGGGUUCUGGAGCUGGUGUAUGCCAUAAAAGUGGCGAACUAG
Miscanthus lutarioriparius is the source of this 1419-nucleotide messenger RNA. The record is from the annotation of a GenBank genome assembly. NCBI's taxonomy places the organism in Eukaryota, Viridiplantae, Streptophyta, Magnoliopsida, Poales, Poaceae.